Messenger RNA from Sabethes cyaneus, 438 nucleotides. RefSeq names its product general odorant-binding protein 72-like. Bases 1 to 438 code for a protein of 145 amino acids. The record is from RefSeq and is a predicted model, not a curated record. Gene Ontology annotation, molecular function: dibutyl phthalate binding; odorant binding. The transcript is spliced from 5 exons. Gene Ontology annotation, cellular component: extracellular region. Gene Ontology annotation, biological process: olfactory behavior; sensory perception of smell. NCBI's taxonomy places the organism in Eukaryota, Metazoa, Arthropoda, Insecta, Diptera, Culicidae.
AUGGAACUCAACCAGUGGUUUCUAGUGCUGACAACCCUCAUUUGGUGCAGCCUGUUCGGUCAACAUGACUGUGGUGUUAGCAAGGAGCAGAUGGAAAAAACGGCCCAAAUGUUUCGCCAGGUGUGCCAACCAAAACACAAACUAUCGGACGAAAUUUUGGAAGGUGGUAAAAGUGGAAUUUUCCCUGAAACAAAGAAUUUUAAAUGUUACGUAAGCUGUCUGAUGGAUAUGAUGCAAGUGACGAAAAAAGGUAAAAUAAAUUACGAAAAAUCUCUCAAGCAAAUUGAUCAGCUCCUACCUGAAGACUUCAAGCCUUCCUAUCGACAGGGAUUGGAUGCAUGCAAGGAUGCUGCUCAAGGAGUGAAGGACCACUGCGAAUCGGCUUAUGUUUUACUAAACUGUUUUUACGCCAACAAUCCUAAGUUUAUCUUCCCUUGA